UCAGAAACAUAAAUGUAACUCGCAUAAUGUAGAAUGUAGAUCAGUCGUUAAUAGAUAAAGUUUGAUCAUUACAGAUCCAAGAAUACAUAACCUCACUCAAAUAUCAAACAAAUUGUAAAAGAAUUGGUGUUUACCUUGUCAAUAAAACACAAAGAUACUUGUUCGUAACGACGUAUUUUAAUUGUGAUCGCAUGGAAGUUUUCGUCAACUUUAACGUAUUACGCGAUCUUAAAUUAAUUAAGCCAAAAAGUACAGUGUCUGUGGAUAAAAGGUAGCCAUGAUCUGUCCAAGCAGCAUCCUAGCACAUUUAGCGAAAUUCUUCGUGACAGUUGCUUGCAUGAGAUCUUUCAGUAAUAAGUAUGAUAAAACAAGCACCUGGUCAUUUCAUGCCUUUCAAAUUCUACUUUCACACUCCAUACUGGGAUUACUCAGGUUUGGAGCUCCAUUUCUUACAUCAGCAACCAGUGUAGCAAGGUAUUUAAGGAUCUUCUACAAUUGGUACUCUAUGAUCGUUGAUGUUAUAUCAAUGGCAUUAUUCACUGCUGGUAUCUUACAAGGAUAUAGAAUUACUGAAAGCAUUUGGCUCACAAUAUUUUCUUUGAGCAUUUUGCCAAUAUUUUUUCAUCUACAACCAAGGCGAAAAGAAAACCAAAUACGAAGGCAUCAGUUGUUCAUGAAUGUAACUAUUACUCUCCAAUUGCUAAUGAUUAUGUUGGUCGGAUUGAGAAAUAGUAAUUACAAUGUUAUCAGUUUAGUUAUCUCCUAUAUAUUCGAAAGAUUUUUUAUUGAUGAAUUUUGUUAUUAUUAUGAUAUUCCAAGUACUGAUUUGACCCAAUAUUCUCUCUGUUUUGUAGAAAUUUUCAUGGUUUUCACUUUAAAUGAAGUAUAAAUAAUACAUUUUAUUGAAUGUAUAAUAUUACUUUUUGUAUUAUAUAUAUUUGUCUGAAAAUAAAUAAACAUUUAUAUCUA
Bombus pyrosoma is the source of this 969-nucleotide messenger RNA. RefSeq lists its product as uncharacterized. NCBI's taxonomy places the organism in Eukaryota, Metazoa, Arthropoda, Insecta, Hymenoptera, Apidae. The transcript has 2 exons. Bases 278 to 889 code for a protein of 203 amino acids. The record is from RefSeq and is a predicted model, not a curated record.